AUGAAGAAGAUUUUCGUUUCCGCUGCGGAAGCCGGGCGCGUCUACACCGAUCCCUUUCCACAAUACACGACCCUCUGCACCCACGUGGUGGCGAGACAACGUGCGACACCGGUUCCCGCAUUGUCGAAAGUCAGUGUUCUCAAAUACCUUGAUUCGGCUCAGAAGAAGUCGAAUACAUUCUGUGCCACAAACGGAAACGGUAUACCUGUGCCAUCAGCCAUGCCUCCCAAAAAGUCUCCAUUGGUUUUUCGUCAGAAGAAAUCAAAUGGAAACAAUGGCAUCCCCGUGAAAAGGAGCAAGUGGAGACACAGCUUUGUGCUUCACGAAGAGUCUGAAGAAUCCAGCGACGAGGACGAUUCGGAAGCAGUCCCACCAGCGCUCCCCAAGAUGCGCGAGGCAGAAAAUGAUUCUUCGGAUGAGGAUGCCGAUCUGAAGCAUGCGACCCCUCAGGGGAAAAACGUCAAAGUAUCUAAGAUGAAGAAACAGACUGGAAAGCCUUUGAAACCGCAGAUUCCCGAGGAAGAUGAUGAGGACGACGAGGAUGAUGAUGAAGACGAUGACGAGGAGGACGAGGAUGAUGAUGAAGACGCCGAGGAGGACGAGGAGGAUGAUGAUGAAGAAGGAGUAGAAGACGACGGCCCUAGAGCCCGGAAGGCGAAGAUCGGACCAUCACAACCUAAAAAAAAUUGCAGGUUGAGAUCCCAGCAGAGAGCUCAGAUGAAGAUGACGACGACGAUGAUGAUGAAGAAGAUGUCGACGGUAUCGAUGAAGACGGACGCUGACGAAGCUGAAGGCGAAGUCGGUAUGGAGUCAGAUCCUGAAUCCGAGGAAGAACCGAUGGAAGUCUCGAGCAAGAAGUCGUCAAUCACGGCUGCGCAAAAGCGGAAAACCCAAUCGGAUAGCGGUGAGGAUCAAGACGAGGAUCUCCCCUUGCCAAAACUGAAAUCCGACAAGGCCAAGAGGAAGAAACUCGGAAGUGAUUCGGAAGGAGAAUCAGAAGAGCAGGAAGUAAAGUCCUCGAAAAAAAAGCCAGUGAAGAAAGUUGAUGAAAAACAAAUCAAUGAAAAGCUCGUGGAGGUCUUCGAUGCCUAUAAAACGACUGAAGCCGAGGAGGAACAAUUCCGAAACAAUUAUGUUACGAUGGUCAGAUCGUGGCUGUUCAUUCCGCGGGUUCCGGAAGAAGUCACCGCAGAAGAAAUCAAGAAACUCCACCCGAAAAUAAAUAGGGUGAAACUCCCCCCGAAAGGAGGCAAAAACUUCGCCUUCCUCAACUUCGCAUCCCCACAAGACGCCGAAGAAGCAAAGAAAGAGCUUAACAAGCAAACUUGCAUAGUCGCCGGGGAAGCUAUCAAAAUUCAAAAAGCUAAAGAGUUCGGAAUGACUCCGCCAACGUACAUCAAUCGGAAGAAGCUGACGAUCAUAGCUUGUCCGAAGGAAACCACCCAGGAGGAACUGUGCAAGCUGUUUCCGCAAGCUACCACGGUGUGGCUCUCGAAAAACCCUCGAACGGACACCGUCGAGAAUUAUCUCGACUUUCCUGAUGAGGCAGCUGCCAAGGAGAACCUGGCGAAAAACGCGACCGUGACUCUGCACGGUAAAUGCUGUGCUAUGUUCUACGGUAACUACACAAACAAGAAGAAAGUUGCCAGUCGGAAGUUGAAGAGGAAAUUCGAAUCGGGCAAAGCGAUCAAUGUGUCUAAGAUCACGGCUGAUGCCCCGAAACGGAUGAAGAAAUUCGAUAAGCGGAACGGUCGCGAAGGCGGGGACGAUAAAGGGCUCUCGACGAACCUAUCCAGGAGCGAGGAUGACAACGAGGGCGGAUUCAGGGGAAAUUCUCGGGAGGAGGUCGUGGCGGUAGAGGAGGAUUCAGUAGGGGCGGGAGAGGAGGCUUCGAUCGGGACGGUGGGGGUGGUUUUAACAGGGGCAGGGGUGGAUUCGGAGGAGGAUCCGAUCGGGGAGGUCGCGGCGGCUUCGCUCGAGGUGGUCGCGGCGGUUUCGAUAGAGGUGGACGUGGUGGUUUCAACAGAGGUGGUCGCGGAGGUUUCGAUCGAGGUGGUCGCGGUGGUUUUGGUCGAGGUGGUCGCGGAGGAUUCAGUCGCGGAGGUCGCGGUGGAUUCGGUCGAGGAGGUCGUGGCGGGGGCUUCAACCGGGAAAGCCGCGCGGAAACGAACUGAGUUAGUGUCGUUUUCAAUGCAUUUGUACAAAGUGUUGAAAUGA
This is a messenger RNA of Galendromus occidentalis (western predatory mite), 2217 nucleotides long. Its product is annotated as nucleolin. The record is from RefSeq and is a predicted model, not a curated record. Lineage: Eukaryota; Metazoa; Arthropoda; Arachnida; Mesostigmata; Phytoseiidae. Gene Ontology annotation, molecular function: RNA binding. The coding region runs from base 1 to 2217 and encodes 738 amino acids. The transcript is spliced from 10 exons.